UACUUAAUUUUGUCUAAAUCCAAAAAUCUUUCUUUCUCCUCAUUUGCUUCAAUCGUGUUUAAAACUCCUGAAAGAAAAAAUUCUCUCAAUUUUUUAAAUCCCUUCGUACGACCAGUGGGACGAGUGUUGCUUGCAUCGUCUGUUCUGUGGUGUGUGUGAGUGAAGAAGAAGAAGAAGAGAUGUUGGGAGCUGGUGGGUUUCAGUUGACUAAGCUGCAUAAUAAAGCUCAGAGCGUCGUCAGAUCGAUUCACAGUCAAGAACGCGGGUCUGCAUUGGAGGAGUCGACAAUAACAAGUAAUGUAGAACGGUUUUUGGAGUCAGUCACACCAUCUGUGCCUGCUCACCACCACUAUCUCUCCAACAAGCUUAAUGGAAGUGAAAAGAGAGGCAGUGAUGUGGUUGAGUUGUUGCAGCCUCCUCCUCCUUACUUUGUUCUUGGAGAUGUAUGGGGAUCGUUUGCAGAGUGGAGUGCUUACGGCACUGGAGUUCCUCUCUCUUUGAAUAACAACAACUACAAGGAUCGUGUCAUCCAAUACUACGUUCCUUCUCUCUCCGCCAUCCAAAUCUACGCUCCUCCUUCUCAUACCUUUAGCUCUUCUCUUCAACCAAGGCGGGUAGGUGAGGAGAGCGACAGCAGCGAUUUCAAGGAUUCUAGCAGCGAAGGAAGCAGCAGCAGCGAAUCAGAAAGAGAUCCAAAAGAGCAGAUGAUCUCUACAGCUAGUAUGGACCAAAAGGAGCAUCCGGAAGACUCGUCCUCCAGUGAUGAUGAUGGCGACGAGCCUUUAAGAAGCUCUCAAGGCCGUUUGAUAUUUGAGUAUCUUGAACGUGAUCUUCCUUACAUCCGUGAACCCUUUGCCGACAAGGUUUGUCUAUAUUAACACUGAGUAUCAAGUUAUCAA
Molecule: messenger RNA, 899 nt
Organism: Raphanus sativus (radish)
Lineage: Eukaryota; Viridiplantae; Streptophyta; Magnoliopsida; Brassicales; Brassicaceae
Exons: 3
Coding region: 180-878 (232 amino acids)
Source: RefSeq, a predicted model, not a curated record